AUGGCCCGCAUCAACAUCCCCAUUGACGUCUUGACGUCGCGCCUCAACCUCGGCGACCGUUUCUCCGGCCUCACCUCCGGCAGUCUGGGCUCCAGGUUCGCCAACAUCCGGCCCCUCUCCGAGUUCUUCGACCUGAAGCGCGUCUCCAAGCCCCAGAACUUCGGCGAGGUCCAGUCGCGUCUGAACUACAACAUCAGCUAUUUCUCCAGCAACUAUGCCGCCAUCUUCGCUAUGCUCGGGGUCUACGGCCUGCUGACCAACUGGUGGCUGCUGUUCGACAUCAUCUUCGUCGGUAUCGGCAUGUUUGUCAUCCGCAAGCUCAACGGCCAGGACCUCGUCAUUGGCAACUUCCGCGCCACAACUUCCCAGUUGUGGACCGGCAUACUGGUCAUUGCCAUUCCCGUGGCUCUGAUUUCGUCGCUCUUCUCCCUCUUCGCGUGGUUGAUUGGCGCCAGCGGCCUGACCAUCCUCGGUCACGCUGCUUUUAUGGACAAGCCCAUCGAUGAGGCUUUUUCAGGGGAGGCGGACCUGGCGGGCGAGCAGCAGCAGCAAGAUAUGUGGGGAAUGGCCCGGCGUCUCGUGGAGGAACUGGACAGCGAUGACACGGAUACACAGGGCGUUGGUUUGGCUUCUGCAACGGGUACUAGACGGUUUGUUAGCGAUCCAUUGAAUUUCACGGGCAUUGAUCUGGGCGAGGGUCCCUCGUCGACGGCGGCCGCCGUGCCGCGGCAGCGUGCGUCUUAUGCACACCCCUUCUCGGACGACGAGGGCGACUCGACGUCAGAGGAGGAUUCGGGAGAAGACCUGGAGGAUGAUGGCGAACUGGGCCUUGCGAUGGCGCGGGACGAGGAGGAGGCCCUUGUCGAGUCGGCGCUGGCACGAAUACGCAGGGCGCAGGCCAAGGGCCGGAAAGAGGUCAAGCUCAAUAAGGAGGAGCUGGCCGCACUCGAACGGCGGCGGGAACGGAUGCAGAACGAAGAGGCUCAGCGUAGGAGGCGCAAGGAGAAGGAGCAGCGGUUCGCCGUGCCCAUCUCCCAGCUCGAGCCCUCUUCGCGCAAGCAAACGAAGAAGAAGUCCUCGAAGCAAGCUUCUCCCACCAAUUCGGAUGACGGCCUGCCCAACCACCCCACGCCGGGCACUUUUAGGAAGAGCACCGACUUGGAAAACUACCCUCCCAUCGGCUAUUUCCCGCCGCCCAACGCGUCUCGAUCUCGGCCUCGAUCCGGCACAGCUGCUUCCUACCGGCCUCCGAGCCGUGGACACCGCGAGCGCAGCGACUCGCCAUUCAACUAUGCCUACGUCAAUCAGCAAGCCCCAGGGAACCCGCGCCACGUCUCGGACACCACCACCGCCUCGCGGCCUCGCUCCUCUCUUGGAGCGAUGCCCCACGAGGAACGUUGGGUGCCCAACCUCGGCGCCUCAGCGUCGGCUCCCUCGGUGCAAUCUUCUCGCGUGCAGCAGCAACCGCAAUUCGACCCGUUCCAAUACAUGACGGGCGGGCCGCGGACUCCCUACCACGCCCCCGGCGUUGCCUCACGGCGGCACAUGUCGGGCCCGCCUGGCAGCCAGGGCGACCCCGGCGGCUAUCUCGCCCCGCGGGGCUACCCACGCGCCGAUAGAAGCGGCAGACGGGUGCAGUCGAUGGGCGCUGCCGAUGAGACGACGAGCGAGGAGGAGGACGAGGAUGAUGACGACGAUACCACGAGCGACGAGCUGAAUCACGGUGCCAGAGUGCGGGACCGGCCGCGCAGCCGUGAGGAGAUCGAGGUCAUUGAAGUGGAGCGCAGUCCCGAGCCAGAGCCGGAGCGGGAGGCGGCGCCUGUUAAGAGCAAGAAGUCGUCAAAUAGCUCGUCGCCGGUCAAGAGGAAGCCUGUUUCUGGCGGCGGUGGUGGGGGAAGUUCGAGUCGGAGGAGGAAGGGGAGGUAA
This is a messenger RNA of Thyridium curvatum, 1926 nucleotides long. RefSeq lists its product as uncharacterized. The transcript is spliced from 2 exons. Bases 1 to 1926 code for a protein of 641 amino acids. The record is from RefSeq and is a predicted model, not a curated record. Gene Ontology annotation, cellular component: Golgi apparatus. NCBI's taxonomy places the organism in Eukaryota, Fungi, Ascomycota, Sordariomycetes, Thyridiales, Thyridiaceae.